CAUACAUUCCCCAUAGGGGCGAUUGCAGAACAACAAUCAGACGCUGCAGUAAGAUUUACCACCGGCCACCAAGUGCACCGUCAGUUCUUUUCCCGCACAGGACCAGGUAGAAGAAUCAACCAACCGACUACGACUCAUCGCGAGCAGUUGGCCAAAGGAUCCCUGAAAAAUAAAAUCGUCAAACGAUCAGCAAAUAAAGACUACAGAAGACACAUCCAGAAAUGCAGCAGCAGGCACAUCCAGGAAUGCAGCAGCAGGCACAUCCAGGAAUGCAGCAACAGGCACAUCCAGGACUGCAGCAGCAGGCACAUGGAUAUCCAGGAAUGCAGCAACAGCCAACCGUUGUUGUUGGCGCCCCAAUGCAGCCAUUGGCGAUUACCCAGCGCGAAAAGCCGAAUGACCACAGGGGCAUGAUCAGCUUCACUCUCCUUUGCUGCUGCUGUCCAGUCAGCAUGUUCGCCUGGUAUUAUUCCACGCAGGUGAAUUCGAGAUGGGAGGCAGGUGACGUGGAAGGCGCUGAGAAGGCCUCCAGGAACGCCGGCCGCCUGUGGAAGAUCUCCAUCGGUGUCGGCUUAAUCUUCAUUCCCGUGAUCCUCCUUCUGUACUUUCUUGUCAUCAGUCCAGUCAAUUAACUGCGGGGGGCAAAUUUCGCUAAGGCCUAGGAAAAUCUCGCCGAUUCUUGUCUUUAAAGUCAACCACUGGGAAGAACAUAAAAAUUUCAAUCGAACACAGCUGAAUUCUUAAACUUCUUAAACGUUACUUCACGCAUUUGCUGAAGCACUUUUUUUAGUAAAUCGAGUGAAAUAUUUGUCAAUUCCCCGCAAGCGACCCGGCAGUGGCGCGUCCUGGAGACAGCCCUGGUACAUUAAGCACUUCAGUUUUCCAUUAACUGUUUUUGUGGAUCACUUCAGCGGAAAUCUAAGCAAAAUAAAUGAAUAAAAAAAGAGUUUUCGAGACUGAAGUCGUACACGCCACAUAUACGUAUGUUUGUCUAGGCAUAACAUUAAACUAUGAAUACAACUUCAAUAACGACGGCUUACUUAAUGGCAGAUUAUGGAACAUGUAGAAAAGCAACCCGUCACUCCUCACAAGUCUUGAAAACGGAAUUGCUCGAGAUGCUCCUUGGCAACAUUUUGUAGAAUUUGGGUGUUUUACGUUUAGAGUGUAAGUUACAGACGACAAGCCGGUAUCGAUAGGGGUUCAAUGUGAUCUGUAUGCUUUAUUACAUAUCCAAGUUCAUCAGUGGGUCUAUAGCAGUGGUCUAGUAAUACCAACACGGGUACAGAUGUGAUGUGGGACUAAGGGUGACAAGUAACAAUAACUGCAGUCUACUAUAUCAUUUAGUGUUGCAUAGAAUAUGGUUUGUAACGUGUCUUGCACGGGAUCAUUAAUUGCUCCACCUUGUAUUGUGCUGUAAUAAAGAAAUUAAAAUAAAAACAAGUAGACAUGACUUCAA
This is a messenger RNA of Branchiostoma belcheri (Belcher's lancelet), 1456 nucleotides long. RefSeq names its product synapse differentiation-inducing gene protein 1-like. Bases 222 to 632 code for a protein of 136 amino acids. NCBI's taxonomy places the organism in Eukaryota, Metazoa, Chordata, Leptocardii, Amphioxiformes, Branchiostomatidae. The record is from RefSeq and is a predicted model, not a curated record. Gene Ontology annotation, cellular component: membrane. The transcript is spliced from 4 exons.